Antechinus flavipes (yellow-footed antechinus) is the source of this 2091-nucleotide messenger RNA. RefSeq lists its product as uncharacterized. The coding region runs from base 331 to 2091 and encodes 586 amino acids. The record is from RefSeq and is a predicted model, not a curated record. Lineage: Eukaryota; Metazoa; Chordata; Mammalia; Dasyuromorphia; Dasyuridae. The transcript has 2 exons.
UGUAACUCUGUAUGCAGUCCUCUUAGGAAGAAUUAUUUAUUUCUCUGAAGUAACUAAUUUAUUGUAAUUUUGUUUUUGUUUAAUUUAUUAGUUAAUUAGAGGAGGCUUCUGGUCCCUGAGGCUACUGGAAAUUUGAAUGAUGCAAUGGCCUUACAUUUGGACAUUUAACCUCCUUUGAUUUCUUGCUUUUCUUACUCCUGGUACUCCUGCCUUGGUCCUGGUUCCUCAAAAACAUGUUUCUUACCAGACCCAGUCAGUGCUGAUAUCAUGUCCACUACAUCGGAUUACACCAUUGUCUGAAUUUGGUUCACUUUACCUCCAGGCUGACCAAUGGCUUACUUUAAACAUCAGAUCAUCACUAUUAAGUCCUCUCCUCAUCACUUGAAUGAUCGCUCCCAAUUAACAGACUCUGGGCUUCAGGAAAAAGCUGUGCCCCUUGUGAGUAAGAAGAAGACAAAUAAAUUAUCCCAGCAAACCAACCUUGAAAAACAUUCUGGUUUGCUCUUCAGGAGUAGGACUCCACGCAGUGGAAUUCUGUACCCUAGGGAUCACCAGGCCAACAUAGUAACCUUAAGGCCUUAUAGCAGUAAGGUCAGGGCCAGAGAUGGGCCAGCAAUCUCCAAUCGCAAGACGGAGCCAAAUCCCAGUCCCUCAAAAGCAUGGAAGGUAACAUCAGAGUUACGAGGUAAAAAGCUGAGCAGGGCCACAGUUACAACAGCACAUUUUCCUGAUCCUAGCUCCAAGACCACGACUAAGAGACAAUCAUCAGCUGCUAGGAACCAAGCGUGGAAAAAGUUGCAUUCUGAACAACAAGGGAAACAAAAUUUGGGUUCCAAUGAGCAAAUCAAACUCAAAGUUGCUUCCCAGCACCAGCCUAACAGCCCUAAUGACCCAUCCACAUAUCUACUCAAUAGAUUCCAAAAGAUACCAACACCAGAUCCUGAAACCAAGACAAAAAAACAAUUAAUUAAGAGAAGUUGGACAAAGUUUUUCCAUGAUUACGAUAACCAGACCAUGAUUCCUUUGAGACACCAAUGUGAGACAGAGUUUGCCCUGGACCUUGUCUCUGAUGAUUUACUUCCACUGAACCGCACCUAUAUAAAAUCUGAGGGACCCUUGAGCAUAUGCAUGAUCUGUGGAUGUCAAAAAACAUUUAAGCCUUAUAUUGUUCCCCGAGCUAAGACUCCACCUUGUCGGGUCUGUUCAUCCAGAUCUCAAUUAAUGAAGACUCAGUCGCGCCCUGAUGGCCGUAGCCCAAUGUCUCUACCAAUGCUCGAACACCGCUCAAGGGUUCCACUUCGUCCCAAGGUUCAAGACAUACCAGUCCCCAAAAGGUUUCCUUUACAUUUAACUGACACUCCAAAAAGACGUUAUUACCAGACUAAGGCUACACAGAUCUCUGACUACCAAAAUGAAGAACAAGACCAGGUCCAAACUAAGCAGAAGAGAAGCGCAUCCAGAUAUGUAUGUAAUAUCAAACCUUAUACCAUCGAGGGGCAAACUCACAAUACAAAAUUUGUUGAUGACAUCAUAAGCCCUUUCCCCAGGGAAAAACCAAAAAGUAAUUUCUCUAAUGAGGUUCGUGUGUGGCAGACGAAAGACUAUCCCAGACGUACCCACUGGACUGAUCGAUAUCUGUCUGCUAAUGAUAACUCUGGGUUAGCUUACUCAUGGCUUCCAAAGAAUUCUUAUCGUGUUGACAGAAAGAUCACUGUACCAACAUCCUUGCCUAGUCCACAGAAGAAACGUGUCAAAUUUCUCGUUGAAAUGCCCCAGUCAAAGGACUACCCCAGUUUGGAGAAUCAAAGUAUCUUUUCUUCUAAACGCAGGCUCUUAUACCCUACAGUUUUUCCCUUGUGCUCUUACUCAGAGACUGUACCCCUGGCUCCAUUAAAACCCAAACUCACUUGGCUUGACUUCAUACGUUACAAAUAUCGCCAGCGAAAUGAGGAGAAAGCAUCUCCAAGUCAAAAGUUGUAUGAGAGAGAAAUGCCCUAUACAAGCAGGAACAUCAUAAGAGAGAUGUCAGUGAGACAAAACACAUGUCCUAUUUCUCUGUUAAAGAAAUUUGAAAGUAGGAUAAACAAUUAA